GCUGGCGCGAGCCCAGGGUGAUUCUGAGCUGAAGCGCUUGCCGAUAAUGCGGACGACGGCGAACCCCAAUUACGUGGCUCAUGCGUCCUCGUCGAUGCUGGACGGCAGCUGUUUCUCUGGCGAGGUGCUGGACCACUUCGCGCGGCGCGAGGAGGAGCUGCUGCUGAGGAACCAAGAACUCGACCGCAAGAAGGAACAGGUACGUACGUCUCCAUCAACUAACUCCACAACACAAUGCAGUACCUACGCAGGGGUGAGAGGCAGGCUUUGCACUGGUGUGUGUGUGUGUGUGUUGCGUGUGCAGACGGUGUUGGAUGCGGAGCGUCUUCUGGAGAGUGUGGGCACUGCCGCCGCAGCUCCACACCCCUCCCUCACCCUCAGACACGACAGCACCGACCCCUCCCCACCCCCAUCGCAGCACCACAUCCACACCCACAUCCACACACAUGCACCGGAGCCCCCUGUGGCUGACCCGUCCGCCCCAGGUCUGGAGAGCCAGCUGCCCAGCGACCUGGGCAUCGAUGUCGACAUCGAUGGGCCAUCGCCAUUCCUGGAGGGACAAUCCAAGACCAACACGGUGGUCCAGCGGGGCAGCAGACCGGCUGCGCGUGGUGACGAUACUAGUGCGGGUGGAGGUGGAGGUGGUUUGUCGUCCGCGUCGACCCGUGCGUUGACGCAUCAGGGGUACUCUCGGGCGAUGUCUGGGCGGGAGGAGGACGAGGGCGGCAGCAGUGGGAGGGGGGCGGUGGGUGGAGUUGGCCGCAGUGGCAGUAGUGUGAUAGCGUCUGCAGGUGCCAUGAGUGUGGGGGCUAAGGUGGGCAGCAUCACCACCACCAGUGUGGCUGCUAGUGGCCAGGGCGGGGGAGGGUCGGUGCGGGGCAAGGAGGAACGGGUCAUCGAUGACGUCUUCAUCAACACACACGUGGUGGGGUGGUGGGCGGCACACCAGAUGGGACACAGACAGACACAAAGAAAGGGGUGGAGGAUGUGUCUGUCUGUGCUGUGUGUUGUCCUUCCUUGCAGCCGAUGGGUGGCGAUGUGACGACACUCCACGCAACCAUUCGGCUGCAGAAAGCACGGUGAGUGAGUGACCCUUACCUUACACCCACCCAAGACACCAACCACAUCAGUGCCAUCAGUGCAUCUGAUCUGCCCUCCUUCCUGCUCAUACAUACCAUUCAUACCAUUCAGGAUUCUCUCCUUGCAAGAGGAGCUGCAGCGCCGCACCCAGGAGUUGGGCACCCACCGGCACGAGCUGGUAUCGUGUCAAGAGGAGGCCAAGGGUCUGCGGGAUGACGUCAAGAAGUUGCAGCGGCAGACACAGCACCUGGAGACCAACCUGGAGAAGAAUAUCAAGAAGAAUGACGACUUCAGCCAGGUCAGUUUGCGUCUGGGUGUGUGUCUCUGAAAUGAAUGGGUAUGUGUGCACUGCAGCGGCUUAGUUCGACUGAGUCCAUGUUGGCUGACGUACGUCGCGAGAAGGAGCAGCUGAGGACUCAGCUCAGGAAGGCAGGUCAGUCACCACCCGCCCCGCAGCGCUGGCUGGCUUCUCACAUCAAUCUCUCUCUCUCUCUCUGUGUGUGUGUGUGUGUGUGGUGCAGACGUAGAGGUGGGUGGCAAGGAGAAGCGUCUGGGUCGUCUGCAGGAGGAGCUCGACAAGUACAGAAGCCAACUCAGGGACAAACGCACUGACGAUAGAGAACGGUAUGCCAAGCUGCCAACCAGCCACCCACCGGCAUGGCAUCAUGGGCGUGGCCACCGUGUACUCUCCUCUGUGUGUGUGUGUGUGUGUCCAGUGCGUCUGCGGACCGACAGACGGUCGAUCGCCUCAUGGCUGAGGUCAAGAAGCUAGAGCGGUAGUCGAGGCGCUCACACAACUAACGAAGAGGAUGAGAUGGAGACACUCCCGUUCAAACGGGAUGAUGUGUGUCUGUGUGCCUUUGUGUGUGUGUGUGUGUGCAGGCAGCGUGGUGAGCUGGUGUCCGUCUUCAAGAAGCAGGCCAAACUCAUCGACAACCUCAAGAGACAAAAAAUACACAUGGAAGCUGGUAUGCACCCCUUUCCCAUUAGCCCGCCACACACACGUUUCCCACCAGCCCAUGCAAUCUCUCUCUCUGUCAGCUCGUGUGCUCGGUUUCACUGAGGAGGAGUUCUAUCGCCUCUUAGAUCUUGACGAGCAACUGCCCCGCGCCGCCCCCGCCCCCGCCCCAGCCCCAGCCGCUGCUGCAUCAUCGUCGUCGGCGUCAGGCAGGGCCAGUGGGCCAGUGGCUGCGCCGAGGGUGGCUAGGAAGAGACCACCUGGUGCUGCUGAUGGGGGUGGGGAGAGGGGCGAAGGGCAGGAGACGACUGAAUGACUGAGGGGUGUAUAGGUGGGGGUGGGUGGGAGAGAUGAUUGUGUGGACAGUUUGCCGGUCUGUGAGUUCACUCAUGGUCGUGUUAGCCUCGUUGUGGUCUGAGUCGGGGUGAACACGAUGGAUGGAUGAAUCAAUGGAUUCAGAAUAGGA
Molecule: messenger RNA, 2504 nt
Organism: Vitrella brassicaformis
Lineage: Eukaryota; Vitrellaceae
Source: the annotation of a GenBank genome assembly